AUGAUGUCAUCUUGUCUUGUGUCAGAUCCCUCACCUGUUCUGGUCCAUUCCAUGCUGAGGAGUCGCCGCCUGCUGUUUGUCCUCAGUCCUGACUUCCUGGCCGAAAAGAGCUUCAGCCUGCUGGAGUGUCAUCUGGGUCUGGACCUGCAGCGUGCCGGCAGGGUCUGCGUUGUCACGGUUACAUACAGCUCCAUCAGCAAGCUGCGCUGCCAAGAGGUAGCCCGAUUACGACAGGCGGCCUCGAGCGCCAUGACGUGGCGAGGGAAGAGAUCCGAGCCACAGCGGUCGCGGUUCUGGUUGCGGCUGAGGCUGGCUCUGCCCAUCCGACCCAUCACUAUGGGCAGGAGGUUGAUUGACAGCGCAUCCUCUCACUCGGACCUGGCUUCGCUGGAGCUGCUCGGUGCUCAGAUCCUAACAGCACCAGCGAGGUCAAGCGUCGCCACCACACAGGCUGCGUCCAAUCACAGCCACAGACGAGUCCCACCCAGAGCGAGGGGCAUGACAGCCACCAAGCCACAGAACAGCAAGGACUGCUCAGCGUGUUUUGGAUUUGUGACAGCACCACAAUGUAGAAUACAAACACAGAGCCUGAACUCCUCCCAUCACGCGCAUUAUUCCGCCCAUGUUGAGCACUGUCCAGCCAACUCUUCCAAUCAUGCUGCCAGCGACUCAGACUCCACCCACAUUGAUCACAGUAAUCCAAACCCAUCCAAUCAUCUUCAUUGUAGUUCAAACUGCGCCCAUAAUAACCCUUGGAAGUUGAUCUCUGUACAAACUGACUAAAGUGAUUUUAAACGUGCAACGUUUAAGAAAAAUAUUUGCAUGCUGCUGAAGGAUCUGCAGGAUUUUUAUGUUUUUUUUAAUUACAAUUGAAACAUUUUGUCACUAAUUAUUCCCAUCUGUGUUCGUUUAAUCUUUAUUCUAUUGCAAGUCCUGCGGUUAAAUUGUUGCUGACGUGAACAAGGGAGCGCUUACUUCAUCCUCCACACCAAUAGGGGGCAGCAUGGCACCACAAAUGUGUGGUCUCUAGCACAGCUUUCAACAAACAAAUGAGCUAAAGUUUCAACCAACAAAGUGAGAGCUGUUGAGAGAUACUGGAGCCUGAACUGCUUUUAAAAAAAAACACAUGUAGCCGCUGUAUCUUAGCCUGCUAGCGCUAGCAUGCUAACAUAACACAAUAAAACCAGUAAGGAUGAAGUGUCAAUGAAGCAGUUAACCACUUCCAGCAGAAACCACUGAAAUCAGCUCACUUCCUCUCUUCUGGCUCAGGUUUCCGACACAAAAGGGCUUUUUCACAGCAUGGUACCUGCUUAGGUUGCCCCAGCGCCUCCUGAGCCCUCCUUGGCGUCUUCUCCUGUGAGGUCAGAGGUCAAGUGGAAUGCUGUGUGGCUUAAAAGCCGAAGAUGAGUAAAUGAAUUUUUUAUUGCAUCACAUUAAGGGAAGCUGGCUCAAUUGCGACCUCUGGUGGACUACUUGCUAUUAGCAAGAUUUUAAGUGGAAUUUGCUAUUUUAAACCAUUUGUACUUUCUCUGAGAGACAUUUGAGCCACGGUGAACAAGGACUGGAAUGUGGCAGCUGAGAUCUGUUCUCUGUUGACUGGAUCAACUGGUUAUUAUAAUUACAAUGCUUUAUUGUAUGUGUGUGUGUGUGUGUGUGUGUGUGCCAUGUCUAAGGUCGCCUCCAUUCAGUUACAUGCUUUCAACACGCGUCUGCUGCUACUUGAGCCUCAACUAAAACACACUGUUCUUUUCUCUAUUUUUAUGCUCGGUUAUAUUUGACAUAGACUGAAAGUGAAAAAAAUUAAGACUUGAUACACUCCUGAUUAGGUGUCUAGUGGCAUGUUGGCCACACAGUCACAGUCUGGAGAUCGGGAAGACCUGGGUCGAUUCUCCCCUGGGCAUUUCUGUGUGGAGUUUGCAUGUUCUCCCCGUGCGUGUGUGGGUUUUCUCCGGGUACUCCGUUUUCCUCCCACAUUCCAAAACCAUGCAUGUUAGCUUCAUUGGAGACUCUAAAUUGUCCAUAGGUAUGACUGUGAGUGUGAAUGGUUGUUUGUCUAUAUGUGCCCUGCCAUUGGCUGGCGACCAGUCCAGGGUGUACCCCGCCUGUCGCCCGAAGUCAGCUGGGAUAGGCUCCACCAUACCCGCGACCCUAAUGAGGAGAAGCAGUAUAGAAAAUGGAUGGAUGGACACUCCUGAUAACAAUCUUAAGACUAGUUGAAAAAUUGCUAGAAUUUGCAUUUUGCACAUUUGGAUCUUAAUGAGAGCUACAAUAUGCAAAAGCAAGAAGGGGGAGUGAGACAGAAACAUUUGGAACUUGUCAUUUCAACAACAAAAAAAACUGAAAUAGGUUGUUUAACACCUGAUCAAAAGUUUAAGACCACAGGCUAUAAAAGCCAAAAUUUGCUCAAAAUGUUCAUUUUCUAUCAGGCAUUCACACUGUCAUGCCCGCCUGAUGGCUCUUUUUGAACAUGGUGGGAUUGUGGAGAUGCAUAAGCAAGGCCUCUCGCAGCGUGCCAUUGGUGCUGAGGUUGGGAGCAGUAAAUCAGUCAUUGUAAAUUUUUUUAAUGAUCCUGAGCAUUAUGGAACAAAAAAGUCAAGUGGAAGACCCCCCCCCCCCCCAAAAAAAAAAUCACACCAGCGCUGAGCUGGAAGAUCCGAUUGGCCAUCCAUCAAGACACAGGGCGGUCUUCCACCCACAUUAAGGCCCUUACUGGUGCCGACUGCAGCGCAAUAACCAUCAGACGGCAUCUGCGGGAAAAGGGUUUAUAAAACAAAAAAGGAAUUCAAAAACCUCGUCUCCUUCAACGCCACAAAACUGCCCGUUUAGACUUUGCCAGGGAGCGUCAAACAUGGGACAUUGAAAGGUGGUAAAAAGUUUUAUUCUCUGAUGAGAAAAAAUGUAACCUUGACGGUCCAGAUGGCUUCCAACGUUACUGGCAUGACAAGGAGAUCCCACCUGAGAUGUUUUCUACCCAGCAUAGUGGAGGGGGUCCAUUAUGGUCUGGGGUGCUUUUUCAUUCAGUGGAACACUAGAGCUUCAGGUGGUGCAGGGUCGUCACACGGCGUCUGUGUGGUAACAGCUGGGUUUUUCAACAGGACAACGCUGCAGUUCACAAUGCUCGCUUGACCAAGGACUUCUUCAGGGAGAAUAACAUCACUCUUUUGGACCAUCCUGCAUGUUCCCCUCAUUUAAAUCCCAGAGAGAAUAUUUGGGGAUGGAUGGCGAGGAAAGUUUAUAAAAAUGGCCAUCAUUUCCAGACAGUUGAUGCCCUUAGUGAAGCCAUCUUCACCACUUGGAGCAAUGUUCCCACUAGCCUCCUGGAAACACUCGCAUCAAGCAUGCACAAAGCAAUUUUUGAAGUGAUUAACAAGAACGGUGGAGCUACUCAUUACUGAUUCCUACUGAGAACAUUUUUUGUUCUGGUUUGGAGAGCUAUUUGUUAUCUUUAAAGCGAUGGUCCUAACCUUUUGACCAGCUGAUAAACGUUUAAUUGUUGUUUUCAAUAAAUGACUUUUUCAAAGUGCUUUUUGUCUCACUCCCCCUUUUUGCUUUUGCAUAUUGUAGCUCUACU
Molecule: messenger RNA, 3571 nt
Organism: Dunckerocampus dactyliophorus (ringed pipefish)
Lineage: Eukaryota; Metazoa; Chordata; Actinopteri; Syngnathiformes; Syngnathidae
Exons: 1
Coding region: 1-783 (260 amino acids)
Biological process (GO): signal transduction
Source: RefSeq, a predicted model, not a curated record